Molecule: messenger RNA, 2922 nt
Organism: Phalacrocorax carbo (great cormorant)
Lineage: Eukaryota; Metazoa; Chordata; Aves; Suliformes; Phalacrocoracidae
Source: RefSeq, a predicted model, not a curated record
CCCGCGGCGGGGAGCGGGCGGGCGCCGAGGCCCUGAACAAAAGGCCGGCGGGCGGUGCGGGACAGCUCGGCGCUGUGCGGUGCGGGCCUGCCGCCGUGCCCCGGCCGCGCUGAGGGGCGGCCACCCCGGCGGGGAGCCGUGCCCGUUAUUGUUUUGGCCGGGGGUGGGUGGGGGGGAUCACCCGCCCCGCCCCGCCGCGUCACGUGCCGGGGCCGCGGCGGCGCCGGGCGCUGGCGGCCGUUCCUGCCGCCCCGCCGGGAAGGCCCUGGGAGGCGUCGGUGGCGGCCGGUCCGUCCUGCAGGGCCCCCGCCGGGCCGGGGCCGUUCACCCGCUGGCGCUUCGGGGCCGGGCUUUGGCUCGGGGGGAGGCGGCGUCCCGCCGCCGCCCGCCCGGCUCCCGGGUUCGUUUCGUUGGGUUGCAAAAUAGGUCAGGAGCGUCGGCUGCGGCGGCGUCACGCGUGGCGGAACCCCCGCACCAGGCCGGUGCGCGGCGGCGGCGGCGGCGGGAGCAACUCCGUGCUGCCUCUUGUCACCCGCCUCUCGGCGUGUCGUGGCCGUCGCUGGCGUUGGUGGCCGUGACGAGCUGCGCGAGCCGGGAACGGCCGCCGGCCAAGCCGCCGCGGGGGAGCACGGCGCGAAGCACGUAAAAAGAAGUAACCGUUUGCAGAGAGGCUGAAACCCUGUAGUGUACCGUUGGGCAGGACAAGUAAGGAAUGAGCCAGCCUUGGGAAAGAGGACCUGCCAUCCUAGCAGGAGACAUCUGAAGAGAGGACAUUUUAGUCUUGUGGCAUGCUUCAGUAGAAAUUAUUCAGAAAAAGAAAAAUAUUCUAUGGUCAGUUUUGUUUAGUUCCUAAUACCAUGAAGUUGCAAUGAAAGUGCUUCCACAGCCAUAAUGUAGCAGAAUAGCAGUCCUAGAUGGGUUUCCUCCUUUCUGAAGGAUUACCUCUUCAAUAAAAAACUACAUGUACAUCCUCAUACCAGCUUAUAAACAAACUCUGUGACCUGGAUUUGAUACUUAAAAAGCCCUGUGGUUGUUCUGAGCCCGGCUGAGGGAUGGUGUACCGUGGUGCAUGGGGGCUAAGCAACUGAGGGGGGGAAUACGUCAGCCGGGUGCUCUGCCAGGCAUGUUUUCUACUGUGGAAACCUGGUCUGAGGAUGGCUGGCUGUGGAGAAAUAGAUCAUUCGAUCAACAUGCUUCCCACAAACAGGAAGACAAAUGAGUCGUGUGCUAACGCAGCACCUUCUCUGACAGUCCCCGAAUGUGCUAUCUGUCUGCAAACAUGUGUCCAUCCUGUAAGUCUGCCUUGUAAACACGUUUUCUGCUAUCUGUGUGUGAAGGGAGCUUCUUGGCUUGGGAAACGAUGUGCACUCUGCCGGCAGGAGAUUCCAGAGGAUUUUCUCGACAAGCCAACCUUACUGUCACCAGAAGAACUCAAAGCGGCAAGCAGAGGCAAUGGAGAAUAUGCUUGGUACUAUGAAGGUAGAAAUGGUUGGUGGCAGUAUGAUGAACGUACCAGCAGGGAGCUGGAAGAUGCCUUUUCCAAGGGUAAAAAGAGCACUGAAAUGCUAAUUGCUGGGUUUUUAUACGUAGCAGAUCUUGAAAAUAUGGUUCAGUAUAGGAGAAAUGAGCAUGGACGCCGCAGAAAAAUAAAACGGGACAUAAUAGAUAUACCAAAGAAGGGAGUGGCUGGGCUGAGGUUGGACUGUGAUGCUAACACUGUCAACCUAGCAAGAGAGAGCUCCGCUGAUGGUGCAGACAGCACACCGACUCCAGGGGCUGCAGCUGUCCAGCCUCUAGCAUCCAUUUCUGCUAGGGCCCUGCCAUCACUAGAUGGUCAGCUGAUGAGUCCUUCAACGCCAUCACCUGAUGCAAGCAAUUCUCUAGAGAACUCUUUUGCCCACUUGCAAAUAAACGGAGACAGUAUGGCUGAAAGGAGUCAUAGGGGAGAGGGAGAAGAAGACCAUGAGUCAUCAUCUUCUGGUCGGGUGCCAGCCCCUGACACCUCUGUUGAGGAGACCGAAUCGGAUGCUAGCAGCGACAGUGAGGAUGUGUCUGCCCACCUUCAGCAACGCCCGUCCUCUGUCCAGCAGAGACACUUGAGUGCAAAUGCAAGCCAGUCAGGAACAGAUAGACCAGUGGCAGGGGGCGGGGUGGUAAACACAAGUGUAAGAUCUAGAAGGCCAGAUGGACAGUGCACCAUCACUGAAGUUUAAAUCUAGAGCCAUGCGAUUAAAAACUCAGUCCUGUAUCUGUAAAUUUUCUGUCCACAUUGGCAUUGCACUCAAACCUAGCAGUGUGUUUGGUGGGAGGGUGGGGUGAAGGGGAGAAACAGAUUUGGCGUGUUUAACUUAAGUCUCUUAACAUGUCUCGGCUGGAAGACUCUUAACUGUAGGGAACUGGGUUGUCCUGUUAAUGGUUUGAAAGCUGCUUAGCAAUACCCAGUUUUCUUGAAAAUGUCUUGUGUUUAUUUUGUAGCAUUUUCCCCUUGGAGAUACUCAGUCCCUUUUUGGCCAAUAUAUAUCUUAUUGUACAACUUGAAUUGUCUUCAUUAUCUGACUGUUGCAUUAAGUGUCUUACUACUUUCUGCAUGGAUUGAUGUAUGAAAAGAACACUAAAGCAAUGUGGGAGCAGGCAAGAUGUUGGGUGUGAGCAGGAUGCUUAAUUUAAUGUGAGAAAAUAGAUGUGAGUUUGGAGUUAAAAUGUGUUUUUACUAGGCGAGCAAUCAUUUACCUUCCUUCAGUGGAAAUGUAAAAAUGCUGUUAAUUUUUGUUGCAAAUUCAUACCUAUACACUCUUCAUGGCAUUUUCACUGGCUUUGCCAUCUAGUCCUUGUAGUUUUGUUUUUGAGGUCUUUUUGAUCUGUCUCGUUUUUGUUACGGAAUUUAUAAUUUAAUAAAACUACAUUUUAUCAGUAACAAUCUUA